AGUUGAUAGAUUGAUAUCAUAAGAAUGAGGAUGAUGGUGAAGAUGAAGGUGUUGGAAAUUAUUACAACGGGCCACUGGCGUAAAUCUCGUCCGAGGAGUAUGGGGUAGGAUUAUAGCAUUAAUUGACCUGAAAAUUCAAAAUUACUGAGAGUGAAUCUGGGGUCGUCAUAUUUUCGAGCAGUCUGCUUAUGAUGGCAAAUCAGUCCACAGCUUAAUUAUGGUUUCGCCAAACAAUUUAACCCAUACGCAGUGUAUGCAGACCAGCAAUAUAAUUAGACAAGAUAAUUAAAGAUAAAGGCACCACACAAUGUGAUCAACUUAAUAAUAAAAGCACAGAAGAGCGAGAGAAGCGCACUGUUAACGCGGGAGAAGUAGAAAUAUGGUUGUGUAAAAGCAAAAUUGUCGGGAUAUUUUCACAUUGUGUACAUCACGGAAAGUACCGCGUGUGUAACGGUGUGAAGAUGAAGACCAAAAUGAGAUCUGGAUUACUCUUCUUCGCGGCUAUAAUCCUUAAUCUCCUCCAGCCAUCAAUAGGAAACGAUGAUCUUUUCUUCCCGUUUGGAUUGACGGAAGGCGACAGAUUCAUGAACAUAAUUGAUGACGGGUCGACAUUCCGACAACUCAUCUCCGUGGUUUUCCCCUUCUUCGAUAAUAACCAUUAUAGUCUAUUUGUAAACACUAACGGUGUCAUUUCGUUCUUGGAGCAAGUGACAACUUACACACCUGACCGAUUUCCACUCGAUGACAACCGCCGUCUGCUGACACCCUUCUGGGCCGAUGUCGACACGAGAAAUGGCGGCGCUAUUUCCUAUCGAGAGGUUCUCCGAUUCGGACAAGACGACGAGCUGUUCGUCGAGGCCGAUGCCAUCAUAAGAUCAUCGUUCGUUGAAAUGAGAGACUUUGUGUCAUCGUGGCUGUACAUCACAACUUGGGACCAGGUGGCUUUCUACGGCAGUCGGGAUGAUAGUAUCAGGAAUUCCUUCCAGGCCGUGCUUGUAACCGAUGGCCGCUAUUCCUUCGCCAUCUUUAACUACGGUGAUAUCAACUGGACCACUGGGGAGGCCAGCGGUGGUGACCCAUCGACAGGUCUUGGUGGGACGCCUGCCCAGGUUGGAUUCAACGCUGGUGACGGAGUGACUUACUACAGCGUCCCUGGAUCUCAGACACCCGCUGUCGUCGACAUCGAAACGACCUCGAACAUAGGCGUUCCGGGAAGAUGGGUUUUCAGAACGGACAAUGCCAACAUCGAAGGAUUAGAAUGCGUAACGUUUGGGAAGAUUAGUUUAUUUCCUUUGGUCGGUUCCAUGUUUGGCGGGACUCAGGUGUUCAUUAACGGACCGUGCUUCAACUCAACGAGCCAAAUCGUUUGUGAUUUUGACGGAAUCAAAACGAAUGGAAGGCUUCUGUCAGACAAGACCGCGAUUUGCAUAUCGCCAACCUUUUACAAAGUCGGAAGAAUUCCGCUUCUAGUGUCUUUAGACGAUGGAAACAAUUAUCUUUUCAAAGGAACUUAUACACUUAGUAGCGUUGAGGACGUCCCUGAUAAUGUAUUUUCCUCGGUAACGGAAAGCGACCAAAGAGAAUCCGACUUCGUGAUCACUUGGGGCGUCGGAGCCAUGCAGCGUGUAAAUACAGUCGACAUCGUAGUCUAUGGGUACCAAGAGGAGAGGGGAAUCGAUUUUAAUGGACCUUUGAUCACACUGGCCCAAGGAGUUGACUACAGCCUCGGGACUCACAGAGUUGUAGGGUUACCCUACAGCGAGAUUGGUUAUGAGGUCGGAGUCAUCGGGAUCAUCGAUUCUGCGACUAAUUACAGCCGCGCUAUACUCUGGAGCAAGGUACAUGUUCUUCAGUGGAUGAAUGGCUUUGAUACAAAGAAGUGGUGUCGCAAUUGGCUUGACAUUGAGGUUGAAAAUGAUGAUACCUUUCUGAAUGCCACGCCACCGUGCCCUUGUACAUUUGACCAAGCUCAGUUGGACAUAGGCAGGUUCAGCCCCCAUCCGGAGUGUGACGUUGAUUCCACAGAACCCAACAACUGCAUUCACAAACCUCAAGCAAUGCAUUGUGUCCGAGCCAACCUGCCAAGCUUAAAAGGUGGUGGACAGGCGUGCUGCUAUGAUUGCAAGGGAGUGAUCAUCAACGUCUUUGACUUCCCAGGAGGAGGCUACAGCAAUCGCUACCAUCACGGAGGUGUCUAUCCUUACGAGAAGAUUGGAAAGGUACCAUAUAUGUCUCACUACGUUACCGACUGGUUACCGUGGACCUACUGCUGUCGCUUUGGUGAGCACGAUGAUUCCGAGUGCAAAAACUUUGCAAGAGAACGACCAUCUCAAAUGUGCGACAACUACAGGCCACCACCACCAGCGCUGGGAAAUGGCGACCCCCAUAUUGCAACUCUCGACUCGACCAUGUACACAUUCAACGGGCACGGUGAAUACACCAUGAUGAACGCAAUAAACGGGACUUUCAUCUUACAAGCAAGAACCGCACCACUCUCGGGAAUCCCUUUGGCCACCGUGUUCAUAGCUGUCGCUGUUAGGUACGGUGAUAGUGACAUCAUCCAUGUUCAAACAAAUGAACGCAGGGUUCUUGAUGCGUACGUCCAACAAGUCGGAGAUGAACAGAAUUUCACGAGGAUUGACUUCACGCAAGCUCCUCGAUGGGCAUUUCAAGGUGUUUCGGUGACGGGUCGCAACAUUACCUCAGAUGGAAUCAUAAUUGCUUUCGACGGUGGGGUAGGACUGACCUUGAAGGAAUCAGAAGGGGCUAUGAGUAUUUUCCUUGUCGCUCCGGACUCCUUCCGGAAUCAAACGCAAGGUCUGAUGGGAACGUGGAAUGGUGUUUCCAGUGAUGAUUUUCUGACCCCUCAGGGAAAUCUGUUGUCACCUGAUCUGACUACUGAGCAGCUACACGACCAAUUCGGGCUACAGUGGGAGAUCGAUGCACAAGAAUCGUUGUUCUUCUACGAAACAGGCACCGACCACGAAUCCGUCACGGAUCGUAACUACCGUCCCAUUUUUGAGCCAGUCACAAACCCUUUACUAAAUCCAGCCCAGGUGGAGGAAGUCUGCGGUACGAAUCAGUUCUGUAUCUUCGACUACCAGACAACGGGUUCGCAGUCUUUUGCCGAAAAUUCCAUCGAGGAAUUCGACCAGUAUGAAGAUGCCGUCGACAAUCGGGAGUCAUUCGUGAGCUGCCCAACCCUUUCCGCCCCUGCAAAUGGGAGUGCCAUCGUAACGACCUACGUAGCAGGAGGUGUCGCCAGAUUCGUGUGCGAUAGUGGGUUCGAACCGAGUCACAUGACCAACCUGACCUGCCAAUCAAAUGGAACGUGGACUGCUGGUGAUACUCCGACGUGUAUCGAGGUUUUCGUGCCGACGACCAUUGCGAUCUCUAUGCCGACGUCUGGAAUGACCUCUCAAGCUGCCAGAACAACACUGCUAUCAUCCUUGGGUCCAACUGAAACAAAGACUUCCCAAGACACAACAUCUACUGCUACCGUUCGAGGGACUUCUCCACCUCAAGGAGAGACCAGAUCUACAGAACAGUAUGUAACAGAGGACACUACGACAUCCCCGCAGUUGACCACGAUACUGAAGAAGGUCGACGAUGCUCUUCCCACUUGGUCGAUCGUAGUGAUUUCGCUCGGGUCCGUUCUUGUUGUCGCUGUUAUCGGGAUUAUUAUCGGCACCAUGUGUCACAAGAAAAGUGUGACACCUAAUAAUAGCCAGGAAUUCGCUCACCCAAAUCCUACAUUCGUAAAGACUGAAACGGGGUAGCCAUCGAUUCGCUGUUGGAGAGUACAGGUUUCAACACCGUAGACAGUCCCUACCCACGCACGUCACAGGACAGUACCCAAGUAGCACACGAAGAUCAAAUCUAUCAUUGAAUUGUUAUGUCUACAUCCGUCCAACAUAUGCAAAAUAAAUUUUUUAUGGACUUAUAAAUUGAAUAUUUGUAAUUAUUCAGUACGCAACCCCCCAAAAAGACUUCACCUAAUCGUUUUGAUGAUCUCAGAGUAAAUAGAAGAGUUUUCGCGAUGGCAACGGGACGGAUUCUGCAACGAUGUAAAUAUAUUGAAAAUGUUUGUCAAAUCACAACGGACAGCUGCUGAGAGAUUUUUGCCGACAGUUGGUGGACCGGGACAGCCGGUCGUCCUAAGAUUCGGGCCGAAUGAAAAAUGGAAAAAUGUAUCAGUUUUUCUGAGUCCAGGAUGACACUGCUGUUUUGAUUCACCGAUUUCGACAAAGACUACAUUAUUAUGAAGGGCUUUUGACAAUAGAUUAUCUGCAUUCCAGAAGGCGCAUGCGUAGUGCUUGUGAAAACUCCCUAUAAAGUAACAAACUGUUGAGAGCUAUGCAGUGAAUUGUGAAGCCUACUGUAACGUUUCUCUUCUUAGUCCUCACCCCUGUCCUUCCCAUGCAUGAAUUCAUUGAAUCCAGUAUGGGAAAUAACCAUGUUUGCCUUUUAUUGCCUUUUAUCAGAUUUACAAUUCAAAAUAUGAAACUUGUGCAGCCACUUACAUUUAGAGGCUGUUCAUCUAUACUUGACUGUUCUUGAAUGUCCAAUUUGCAUGAACUUGAUCCGUGAAUUUUAAAAGUUAUUGCGACAUUUCAAAAACUUUACCUUGGCAAAGAUUUCGACAUUGAUUUCCCAAAACAUGAUUUAAGUUCAUUGACCCUAAAUGACAUUUGACCUUGGUCAUGUGAGCUGAAACUCAAACAAGAUGUUUAGUGAUACUUGGUUACCAUGCCCAAGUUUGAAAUUGGCCCAUAUACUUUUUAAGUUAUGACAUUUCAAGAACUUAACCAUGGUUAAGAUUUUAAUAUUACGACGCCGCCGUCGUCGGAAAAGCGGCGACUAUUUUCUCGCUCUGCUAUGCAGGCGAUACAAAAACGUCUUUUUGUAUUCUUUAACUUUAUAAGAUAUUAUCUUGUAUGCUCAAUAAAGAAGUCUUAUGAUUCAGAUAAGAACCCGGUACAUCCUUCGUGAUAACUUCUACUUUCUCAUUUCAGGCCGAUAAAAAAAACAGAAAAAGGUGCAACAGGAAACAAUUGUACUUUCAAAGUAGCAUCAUGAAUAGAGUUAGAACUACUUAACGUCUAGUGUUAAAAUAACCAUAGACAGUUGUGUUGUAAACAAUAAUUGUUCAUAAUUUUCUUUAUACUUCUCCAAAAUAUAUGUGGAAAUGUCUUUGAUAUCCUAUUCCAAAAAUGUCAACAGAAAUUACCAAAACAAAUUAAUAUAGAAGGCGAGAUAGUUAAAAAUAAACUGAAAAUUGCUUGUUAUUUUAUCAAUAUAAAUACAGCCCUAAACGAUAUACAAUGCAAUGACCAAAUUCAAAACACAUCUCAAUUCUCCCCACGAUAAGCAUAAUAAUUGACAGAUAUGCCAAAAUCUACGGUUAUCUCACAAAAAAAGUAAAUCUUCAGUAAAGCUGAGUUUCGUUUCCCCUACGACAGCCGUACGGCGAGUCGAAAACAGCCGUUUUAUUAAUAUUUAUUCAAACCAAUUGUGUAGCUGGUACAAAUGCUAAAACGGCUAUUUUCGACUCGCCAUACGGCCGCCGUAGGGGGAAAUGUGACUGCGCCAUUGAUAAGCUCCAGUCUAUCUCUACUGAGAUGGAUUUAUUCGUAUCUGAAUAUGAGGUCGCAAUGUGUCCAAUAUUUCUGGGAAAGAGUGUGUGUAUCGGAGUACCACAAUGAUCCAUCUUAGGUCCGCUACUAUUUCUGGCCCUGAAGUUAAAGACCUGUCUCAUGUAACUAAGAACGGUUAAGGCACAAUGUAUGCCGACGACAAGACAUUAUUUUAUCAGGGUCCGAUAAGAUAUUAUCUUGUAUGCUCAAUAAAGAAGUCUUAUGAUUCAGAUAAGAACCCGGUACAUCCUUCGUGAUAACUUCUACUUUCUCAUUUCAGGCCGAUAAAAAAAACAGAAAAAGGUGCAACAGGAAACAAUUGUACUUUCAAAGUAGCAUCAUGAAUAGAGUUAGAACUACUUAACGUCUAGUGUUAAAAUAACCAUAGACAGUUGUGUUGUAAACAAUAAUUGUUCAUAAUUUUCUUUAUACUUCUCCAAAAUAUAUGUGGAAAUGUCUUUGAUAUCCUAUUCCAAAAAUGUCAACAGAAAUUACCAAAACGAAUUAAUAUAGAAGGCGAGAUAGUUAAAAAUAAACUGAAAAUUGCUUGUUAUUUUAUCAAUAUAAAUACAGCCCUAAACGAUAUACAAUGCAAUGACCAAAUUCAAAACACAUCUCAAUUCUCCCCACGAUAAGCAUAAUAAUUGACAGAUAUGCCAAAAUCUACGGUUAUCUCACAAAAAAAGUAAAUCUUCAGUAAAGCUGAGUUUCGUUUCCCCUACGACAGCCGUACGGCGAGUCGAAAACAGCCGUUUUAUUAAUAUUUAUUCAAACCAAUUGUGUAGCUGGUACAAAUGCUAAAACGGCUAUUUUCGACUCGCCAUACGGCCGCCGUAGGGGGAAAUGUGACUGCGCCAUUGAUAAGCUCCAGUCUAUCUCUACUGAGAUGGAUUUAUUCGUAUCUGAAUAUGAGGUCGCAAUGUGUCCAAUAUUUCUGGGAAAGAGUGUGUGUAUCGGAGUACCACAAUGAUCCAUCUUAGGUCCGCUACUAUUUCUGGCCCUGAAGUUAAAGACCUGUCUCAUGUAACUAAGAACGGUUAAGGCACAAUGUAUGCCGACGACAAGACAUUAUUUUAUCAGGGUCCGAUAAAGAUAGUAUAAAAUAUGCUUAAUAAGAAGAUGUGAAUGCUGUAAACCAAGUAAUAGUCAAUGUUUAAAGAACAAAAUGAUAAUACUGCGUUCAAGGCAAAGAUUGAACAAAUUUGAUCAUUCUGAUUAAAUAUUUAUAUUAAAGUUUGAUGAU
This is a messenger RNA of Lytechinus pictus (painted urchin), 6879 nucleotides long. RefSeq names its product sushi domain-containing protein 2-like. Lineage: Eukaryota; Metazoa; Echinodermata; Echinoidea; Temnopleuroida; Toxopneustidae. The transcript is spliced from 18 exons. Gene Ontology annotation, biological process: cell-matrix adhesion. Bases 462 to 3779 code for a protein of 1105 amino acids. The record is from RefSeq and is a predicted model, not a curated record.